This is a messenger RNA of Coccinella septempunctata (seven-spotted ladybird), 652 nucleotides long. RefSeq lists its product as uncharacterized. The record is from RefSeq and is a predicted model, not a curated record. Bases 1 to 555 code for a protein of 184 amino acids. Lineage: Eukaryota; Metazoa; Arthropoda; Insecta; Coleoptera; Coccinellidae. The transcript is spliced from 3 exons.
AUGUCUCAAAAGUCGGGAAGAUCUUCUCCAUCUCCAAAAGAGGAUGACACUCAACUGCAGGUCCCUCCUACUCGAUCAUCCAGAUCUUCCACAUCUUCGCAGCCUGAUGUGGGACCUCAAACUCGCUCGGCUGGUCUUCCCACCAACCUCAAAUUAAAAGUCGCUACUCAAAUGAGUAGACUGCAACUCAUGAAGGACAUCUUCUCCAAGCUGUCCAACGUCUCAACAUGGACUUAUUACAUCGCAUUCUCUGCUCUAACUGCCUCGGUAGACAUCAUCGCCACUCUUGCAGAACGACAAAGAUCUGCAAAAUCUGUGGAAGUCGUCAUCACACUCUUCUACAUGAUGCUCCUCUCAGCAGUAAACCACACUGCAAAGUUCCACCGGUACCCCCUCGAGUGCUUCCUCAAUCAGCUCUCACAUCUCAAAAAUCUGCUCAAAGGGAGCUACCUCAACCACGACUCAACACUCUCCUCGCCACUGCCAUCGCCCAUCUCAUCACCUCAACAGGAUCACACACGGUUCGACUACUCAUCGACAGUGGAUCCGAGCUGACCUUCAUCUCUCAAGAUCUAGCCAGAAAACUCAACAUCUCUAGAAGGAAGUCGCAUGUUGUAAUAGUGGGAAUUCAUGGAAAGACUUCUAAGACACA